Molecule: messenger RNA, 2872 nt
Organism: Rhea pennata
Lineage: Eukaryota; Metazoa; Chordata; Aves; Rheiformes; Rheidae
Gene: FGF10
Product: fibroblast growth factor 10
Exons: 4
Coding region: 492-1130 (212 amino acids)
Biological process (GO): fibroblast growth factor receptor signaling pathway; positive regulation of epithelial cell migration; positive regulation of ERK1 and ERK2 cascade
Cellular component (GO): cytoplasm
Molecular function (GO): chemoattractant activity; growth factor activity; type 2 fibroblast growth factor receptor binding
Source: RefSeq, a predicted model, not a curated record
UCAGUGAGAAAGGACGAGUUGUGCAACUGGUUUAGGAUUUGCAAAAAGCAAGGGGGUGGGGAUCAGAAGAAGGUGCAAAGCCACAAAGUACCUUUCUGCAUCUAAGAUGGUGAAGAAAGGAGUGAGGAAGAGAACAAAAUAACUACUGGGAAGUCUCAAACCAGGUUGGGGAGUGUGUGUGUAUGUGGGGAGGGGGAAGAGAAAAAGGAAAGAGGAUUAACCACAGCAACCCCCCCCCCAAAAAAAAAAAAAAAGAAAAACAGCUCUUUUUUUCUGAGGGAGGACUCGCAGGAUUAAAAGGCAACAACUUCUGAGGCAAUUUGUCCCCUGAGUUAUGGAUGUUGGUGCACUUACUUCAGGCCAGAUCAGAGCUCAGAGGGAUCUAACCAGAAGCAGCAACCACCGGCUCUCCACUUGCCUUUUACCAGGUUUUACCCUUCCAGUAUGUUUCUUUGGAUAAGACAUUUUCCAGCGCCCAGAGUUUCAGUACAAUGUGCAAAUGGAUACUGACAAAUGGUGCCUCAGCCUUUUCCCACCUGCCUUGCUGCUGCUUGCUGCUACUCUUCUUGGUGUCUUCUGUGCCUGUCACCUGCCAUGACCUCGGCCAGGACAUGCUGUCCCCGGAGGCCACCAACUCUUCUUCUUCAUCAUCCUCCUCCUUCCCCUCGUCCUUCUCUUCUCCUUCCAGCGCGGGGAGACACGUGCGGAGCUACAAUCACCUCCAAGGAGACGUGCGCAAGAGGAAGCUCUACUCUUACAACAAGUACUUUCUCAAGAUCGAGAAGAACGGCAAGGUCAGCGGCACCAAGAAGGAGAACUGCCCCUUCAGCAUAUUGGAGAUAACAUCUGUGGAAAUAGGAGUUGUGGCAGUUAAGUCCAUUAAAAGCAACUAUUAUUUAGCCAUGAACAAAAAAGGAAAAGUCUAUGGCUCUAAAGAGUUUAACAGUGAUUGCAAAUUGAAGGAAAGAAUAGAAGAAAAUGGAUAUAACACAUAUGCAUCCUUAAAUUGGAAACACAAUGGAAGGCAAAUGUUUGUAGCUUUGAAUGGACGGGGAGCCACAAAGAGAGGACAGAAAACAAGAAGGAAAAACACUUCAGCUCACUUUCUUCCAAUGGUAGUAAUGUCAUAGAUGAAGGAAGUGUUUUAUCGAUGCAGUUGAACGAAAGGCUUUUUGUGAACAAAUCCUUUUGAAGAAAAAACGCAUAGAAAUAGUGUGGACAUCUGCUUGUUUGAAAAGGGAGCAAGGGAAGCCUUUGAAGGUUUUGUACUCACUGCUGGCACAUGAAAUACUUUUAAUUAGCCUGGUGUCAUAUCUUAUAAUCAAGAUACAAGCUGCAUCAAAUGGGAUAGAAACUAUUGCCAGUGUGAACAAUGUUUUUGUUUUUCCUUUUUUUUUUUUUUUUUUUUUAUCUCGGCGAUUGAACUUAAAGGACGAGAGACAAUCUGUUGAAUGAUCUUUGGGGGAAACUUAUUUAUGGAAUACUAACUCAUAUCAAAGACCUUAAUUGCUCAUUCAAGCCUAAUGAUCCAAUGAACAGUUAGACACGCAGGCAUUUACUGGAAGCACUUGGAUCAUAUGCACAAAUAAAAGACGUUUCCAGAGAAGCCUUGUGGAAGAAUGGAUAGGAUUAAGGAAUAUAAGCAAAGUAGUGUAAAACUGUUCUAACAAAACGAAUAGUAUGGUUUGCUUGUAUGUUCUAACUUCAUUCCUUUUUAUUUCUCUCUAAGUUAUUUAUUUAAUAGGAUGUUAAAUAUCUUUUUGAUUUGACAUGUUUUCUUCAUUUGCUUCUUUGUUAUUUUCCCUUUUUCUCAGUACUUCACAAGAGGUUGAUAGGCUAAAAUGUCAAAGCCUCCUAAGUACUCUGAGAAUAGGUAAUGGACUAGGUUUUAAACGCAGAAUUUAAUGUGUAUAAUCCAUUUUUUUCCUAAACUGUCUUGCACUUAAGCAAAAAGACCAAACAAGCAGAGCUUGAAUUUAUGGUAUUGGGUGUGUCUAUGUUGAAGAGGAUUUCAGCACUCAAGAACAAACUUCAAGAAAUACUUUGUUCAAAGGGUCUUUCUGCUGUUUUGAAAUUGAGAGAAGGGGCCACAUCUGUACUUGGGCAUCAAUGCAUGUGUGUAUAUCCACUUGUCUUUGAUUUCAGUUUGGAACUAAGAUCUAAUCCACUGCAAUCAGUGAGAGAUUUUGCAGCAAGUACGGGGCUGGAACCUCGAUGUACACAGCCCAGUUAAAAUCACUGAAAUCGCAAACAUUAGAACUAAGCAGGCUACAAUGCCCAAGUGUAAAAUUUGGCCUCAAAGAGGUAAGUGAGAACACAACACAGUCCUGUACUCCUUAGUCAGUUAAUAACACUCAUUUGUCCUUGUUAACAGCUUGCAGCGUCACCAGCAUAUAGUGGGAGCAAUAGCUAAAUAAAGACCAAGGGAUAGAAUCCAAAAGCAUUCUUAUGCAUUUAUCAGAGAUUAUUACUCACAUGUAUAUUAUAUAUGAAAGCCAACCAAAAAACCAUGCUGGUGUCCAGCUUUAGCAUGCCUUUCAUAUCCAUCAUAGUAACUGAAGGAUCAAAAUACAUAAUAUCCAGCACAUUCUUAUGAAGUGUUACUAGUCCCAUGGCUUAACUUGAGCAAGUGCAGUAUAAUAAAGUUAAGCAUAGUAUGAAGUCUGUUCAAUUAAAGGUACAUAAGGUUUGUUUUAUGUUUUUCUUUACUCUGUAACUUUAGAGAGCUCUGGAUAGCUCAUCAAUGUAACCAUAAUGAGAUUCAUUUUGUUAGAGCAGGUAAAUAGAAAACAGUACAUCAGCCAAUUUGUACCACUGUCUUCACAUUGUAUUCCACUAAAUAAAUAAAUAAGCCUUUGCAGUGUCUGUAGUA